This is a messenger RNA of Cryptosporidium ubiquitum, 453 nucleotides long. Its product is annotated as ribosomal-protein-alanine acetyltransferase. Gene Ontology annotation, molecular function: acyltransferase activity, transferring groups other than amino-acyl groups. NCBI's taxonomy places the organism in Eukaryota, Apicomplexa, Conoidasida, Eucoccidiorida, Cryptosporidiidae. The transcript has a single exon. The record is from RefSeq and is a predicted model, not a curated record. Bases 1 to 453 code for a protein of 150 amino acids.
AUGAGUUCUUCCUUUGAAGUAAGAAAGGCCACAAUCGACGAUUACUUUGAAUUGAGAAACUUGAUUUGUGGUGUGACAAGGUGUACCGAAAUUUUGAGUAAAGAGCAGGUAGAAGAGAGAUUUAGGUACAAUUCUUAUCACCCUUACUGCUUGGUAGAUACUGAAAGUAACCUUAUUGUUGGAUAUGCUGGGUUUUAUAUUAUUCCUCAUCUGGGAAGAAAAAACGAUUCCAGGAUAGAGCAUGUAAUAAUUUCACCUGACUAUAGAAACAGAGGACUUGGAAGACUACUUUGUAAACAAAUUAUUGAGGAUGCAAAAAAUAAGUUUGAUUGUGGUAGAAUUGACUUAACCGUGGAGUCCCCUAUUGCCAAAAAGCUAUACUCAAGCCUAGAAUUUGAAAAUGUAAAUACAGAAGUAAUGAGAAAUUGUUUACACGAGUUGACACCAAAAUAA